AUGCUCACCCACGUGGCCCGAUCCUCCAGGCAUGCUAUAGUGGUAGCGGGAGCAGCAGUAACACGACAAACAGCCCUCCUCCGUCCGGCCAUCGUCAGCUUUUUGCGAAUUGGAGGCCUCGAUCUCAGCACGGGACACAGACGAUGUAGACUGUCUUCGUCAUGUGCAAGCGCCGCAGGGGCGAAGGGGAUGGUGGUGGUGGCAUUGUCGACACCGAAAGGGACACAUUUCUCACACCGCAUCCAUAGUCCUCACCGCCACCACUAUCAGCAGCUAGGUUCAAGGUGGUCCUCACCAUCUUCUCUACAAUAUACUCGGACACUCAGUGUGUCAACCCCGCUUCACCGCCGAUACCUCAUCUCGGAAGGGCGCACGACGACGCCCGAGUCCUCAGGCGAAGUCGAAGAUGAACACGAACCUGCCUCUCUACGAUCGUGUCCAUUCUACCUCGAGACAGGGUACUCGAUUUUUGCGAAACGAGCAUCCCGACCGUUUCCUCCGCCAUUUGUGUCAUUGCCAUCCGGCUCAUUUUCCGACCCAUUGACCACCCACAACGUCUCGCGGGGCCGGCGACCGUACGUUAACGGCCAGCCAGUGCGAGGAAUCACCAACGGCGACGACGCCAUCAUCAUCGCAGACAAGAAUUUCAUCGCUGUCAAUGACGGCGUGGGCGCCUGGGCCCUGAAAGACAGAGGCCACGCGGCAUUGUGGUCACGACUAAUUGCGCACUUUUGGGCUCUCGAGGUGGAAAAAUCAUUCGAAAAAGGAGGCGACGUUGCUCUAGAAGAUCUCAAUCCCAUCCAGAACCUGCAGGACGCAUACAGUCAGACCAAGGCGGCGUUGAAGGGUGGGUUGUUGAAGGAAGAUGGACAAGAGGCGAGGCAACAGAAUAACAAUAACGACGAGAAACAAAGUGACGGUGAUGCCAACAAAAGCACCACUGUCCACCAGUCUUCUUCCUCGUCCUCAUCUUCCAACAAAUCUGACAAAUCUGACAAAAAGUCAGCCAAAGACAAGGAGUCAGAUGCCAACGACAUUCUAGGCACCACGACGGCCUCGUCGGCUCUACUGCACUACCGGCGCGGCAGCAGCAGCGGUGGUGGCAGUAAUGCGAGUGAUGCGCAGCAACGAGAUUCAAAACCAAUACCCGUGAUCCUAGCCACAACCCUCGGCGACUGUAAAGUACUCGUCGUCCGCCCCUCGACCAACAAAGUCCUCUACCACUCCAAAGAGCAAUGGCACUGGUUCGACUGUCCACGCCAACUGGGCACAAACUCACCCGACACCCCCUUGAAAAACGCAGUCACCGACACCGUCGACAUUGAAGUCGGCGACGUGGUUCUUGUGCUCAGCGACGGCGUCACCGAUAACCUGUGGGAACAUGAAAUCUGUCAAAAUGUCACCACUAGUGUCUCCAAAUGGAUCGAAGGCGAAGACCAGGAGGCCGUAAAGGAUGGACCCGUCUAUGUCGCUCGUUCCCUUAUGAAUGCCGCUCGUGAGAUUGCCCAGGAUCCGAAUGCCGAGUCGCCGUAUAUGGAACGUGCGUUUGAUGAAGGUAUUGCUGCCGAGGGGGGCAAGUUGGAUGAUAUCUCGGUUGUUGUUGGCGUUUGUCGCCAGAAGGAGGGAAAUGGAAAUGGAAAUUCGGCAAAACUUGAUAAGAGCUAG
Molecule: messenger RNA, 1665 nt
Organism: Exophiala dermatitidis NIH/UT8656
Lineage: Eukaryota; Fungi; Ascomycota; Eurotiomycetes; Chaetothyriales; Herpotrichiellaceae
Exons: 1
Coding region: 1-1665 (554 amino acids)
Source: RefSeq, a predicted model, not a curated record